AUUCUUAUACCAAGCUGGACAACAAGCGGCUGUGUAUUUCAGUCCACUGUUUAGCCUCCCUACUAUUUCUGUGAAUAUGACGGUCGAUAACUCCACUGUGGACUCAGUGCUGAAGAAUAAAACUUCUUUUUAUGUGGACAUAAGCGGCUGCAGAAACCAAAACGCCGGUUUUAAGACUGGAGAAAUAAUGUUCAACAGCUCAGAAACCUGCUCCCAAUUGGUCUGUUCAGUUGAAUCAUCUGGAGUCAGUGUCAGUACAUGUGGAUCAGAGGAGUCUUGCAUCGGCAACAACAUGUGCGUAAGAGCCGCUGACGUGUGCACUGUGACUGCCUCCAGCAUCAUCGAUUUCUCCAGCAGAGUCCACUCUGUCCCUGAUCGCUGCGUAUACAGUCUGAUGAAGCCUCUAGGAAGCUCAGCCUUCAACCUACUGGCGGGUUUCCGUGAGCGCCGCCGCCAAGAUGUGGCGUUUUUGGACCACUUGAUACUGUCGCUGAAUGGGUCAAUUGUCAAAAUGGAGCAAGGUGGAAGAGUCCGGGAUGGUCAACAAACGCUAACGCUCAACGCCACGGGUCAGGUGGUUCACGGGGUGGAGCUCUCGAAGAACCAGACUGGAGUUACUGCCAAGAUUCCUUCCAUCAACGCCACAGUCUUUUUUGAUGGCAACACUGCACAUGUGACAGGACAUUUUGGAGCUAUGGAGGGCUUGUGUGGCAACCCCGCUGAUUCCAGUCAGAACUUCACCCUGAGUGCAGCCAAGUCCUCUAAUGACAGUGCAGACAGCUGCGAGACUCUGCACAACCAAACCGCUGACAGCUCGAUCAACUGCACCCGCACAACUGAAUACUGCAAUCUCAUAAAGCAGGCCCCCUUCACUGUUUGCCACAACCACUCUGACCCUGAGCCCUUCGUAACCGCCUGCACAGGCACUCUGUGCAAAUAUCCAGCGGUGGACGGCCUCAAUAAGUGCCAGUUUUUGGAGGCUUACGCCGAGUCCUGCCGCCUGAAAGUGACCAUCACAGUGGGGAACUGGAGGUCAAACACCGACUGCUCUGCUGUCCCUCAGGCCUCCUGUCAGGACAAGUACUGCAGUGCUCAUGAGUUCUGCGGUGAGAAGCUCGGUUCGACCAGCUGCCUCUGUCGGGCCAUUUUCGCUGCCAAGUACAACUCAACAAACUCUUUAGGCGAGCCGACAGUCUGCACGCAGAACUCGGCCACUCUCACUCUGGCUGGUUGUCUGCUGACGGACAAAGGCAUCGACUACUCCGCCUUACACCUCAAGGACCAGAACUGCACAGGUCACAUAGACAGCGAGACCCACAUGGUGACGUUCAGCUUCAACAGCAGCAACGCCUGCGGGGCGGAGGUUAUGGUGGGUACUGUCCUCCAGCAGGGGCACAAACUCUCUGUGGUGAAGCAGAUUGUAUCUGGAGCUUGGAAUUACACUGUGACGAUGAACGCCUACAACGACUCCGGCCACAAGAACCUCGUCAACGCAAACACUGAGGUCGGGCUGAACCAGAAGAUCUGGGUGGAGCUGAAGACAGAUGGGCUGGACAACAACACAGUCGCCGUGGUCACCGACUCCUGCUGGGCAUCCAACGACUCCUCACCCAAUGGGACCCUGCGAUACGACCUUGUCAAAAACGGAUGCCCGAACGCUGCUGACAAGACAGUGAUGACUGAGGGAAACGGAGUGGGAACGUCCAACGGCUUCUCUUUCAACAUGUUCGAGUUCUCUGGGAAAACCGGCGACAUCUACCUGCACUGCAAAGUGGAGCUGUGCCUCACACAGAGCAAUGCCUGUGCUCCGAGCUGUGGAGGUGGCAGGAAGCGCAGAUCUCUCAGGUCCAAAUAUGCCGAUGGAAACCCAGCCCUCAUCUCUAUGACCUGGACUAAGUAGAUGAUUCCUGACUCAACCUUCAUCCCAAUGAGGAGCCUGAAAGCACGCUGGUUAUGAAACAAUGUUUGAAGUUCUUUAUUUCCCAGUAGCUGCACUAAGGUAGCAGCUACUCUUCAUAUAAAACAAGACAUAUAACAUAUAUAGAACGUGUUUCGGACAAGAUAGAUGUUCACGUCGGUUAAUUAAGGUUGGGGUUUUUGUUCAUGUGUUUUUACUGUUGCUGUGAAAUAUGAUAUAAUUAUCAUAACACUGAUCUUCAUUGGAUCCACCUGAGAAGGAUCAUGUUAUUUCUGCAGAAUUGGUGCUGAGUCAAUCCAAUGAUUCAGGCCAAUUAAUAAUGAGAGUGGAACAAAAUCUUUGGUGAAAUAAUAAUAAUAGAAGUGAAGUGUGCAAUGAAGAAAAAUACCGUAAAACUUUGAUUAAAAGCAGGUUCCCAAUUCGACACGCCAUUUUAAAAAGGAGUUUAUACAGAAUAAAAUAUUUUUUAUGUUACAGACUGUAAAUUACACAGAAAACCACAAAUAUACCAUAUCUCACUACGAUCAUACGGUAUUUUCAUGUGGCAAAACUGUUGCUUUUGAUGGUAAAAACUGGUGUGACUGUAAAACCAACAGUACUAAACUCCUUUACCGUAAUUAUAGAAAAACUCUACUGUGUUUAUUUACAGUGUAGAAGCCUGUCCCGUUUAAAGGCCUGCCCGUAUAGAAGCCUGCCUCAUGGACGCCAAGUUAGCUCCGUGGCUAGAGCUGGCAACCCAUGUACGGGGGCUGAGUCCUUGCUGCAGCGGCCAAGGGUUUGAAUCCGACCUGCGGCCCUUUGCUACGUGUCAUCCCCUCUCUCUGUCCCCCUUUCAUGUCUAUAUUCAGCUGUCUCUAGCUGGCAAUAAAAAGCCCCUCCCCCCAAAAAAGGCCUGUCCCAUAUAGAAGCCUGUCCCUUUAAAGGCCUGUCCCGUUUAAAGGCCUGUCCUAUAUAGAAGCCUGUCCCUUUAAAGGCCUGUCCCAUAUAGAAGCCUGUCCCUUUAAAGGCCUGUCUCGUUUAAAGGCCUGUCCCAUAUAGAAGCCUGUCCCAAAUAAAUAAAAAUUGAAGUUUUACGGUAAUGGUGGUUUACAGGGUUUCAUUUACUACAUGCACUACUUCCUGGUACUGUGGGCUCUUUUAUAAAACAUAUAUAAUUUCUUCUUCACUAUGAUGUUAACCGCCUACUUUAACUGUACACAGCCUAAAUGCUACCUCGUGAAUGCAGAAAGUUCUGUGUUUUGGUGACAUGAAGUUAAAAGAAGUCUGUCAGGCUCAGCUGAAAGAAGCUUUGCAGCAAGAAGGUUUAGCGAUCCAGUGGAAGGAAAAUACGCCACAUUAAAAUGGUGUUUAUUAGUAGAUUGAAGUUACUGUGAAUGAAGAUUGAUUACACUGUUGUACUAUUACUAUUAGCAUAUUAAAAACCAAAAAAAUGUAAUAAAGGAAGUGGGAGAAUACAAA
Messenger RNA from Dicentrarchus labrax (European seabass), 3376 nucleotides. Its product is annotated as zonadhesin-like. The coding region runs from base 77 to 1900 and encodes 607 amino acids. NCBI's taxonomy places the organism in Eukaryota, Metazoa, Chordata, Actinopteri, Moronidae. The transcript has 14 exons. The record is from RefSeq and is a predicted model, not a curated record.